AUGUCAUGUUGCCUUGUGCUUCGGAGUCGUUGGUCUCACGAGCUGCGUGAGAGCGUGCGGGCCCAGGGGGUCAGCCUUGCCGGCCAGCAGCGCGGAUUACAAGAUGAUCGUACAUCUUUGAUACGCGAAGUGUUCCGCGCCGCGGAUGCUGCACGUUUUGUUUUGAAGUUGAAUGUGCUUCCGAAAGCCGUGGUGAAUCAAGUGUUGGAUCCGUCUUUGCAUUUGGAACGUCCAGACAACGCUCAAUCCGUUUUGGAUCUACAAGAGAGCCAGCUUGAAGCGGUGGGCGGCAUCAAGCUCCUGGACCACGCGGAGAAAUGUCUGAACUGCGUCGGUGGGCUUGCAAAAUGCUCCUCGCCGGACACUCCGGAGCACACAGUGGAAGACAUCUCCAAGGCGUGCAACCCGAGUCCUCAACCCGGCGACAAGUGGAGCUGGAAAGUGGAUCCCAAGUCCCCUUACGACAUCGAGCUGAAUUACCCGAUGUCCAACCUCUCCCAUGAGACCACGUUCAUCGUGGAAAUCUGGUCCGCCUUGGACGCUUCAGGCAAAAACUCCGUUGCGAAGAAGGGCCGACAGGUCACCAACUGGUUGGCGACGGCCACCCUGGGAUCCCAGACCUUCCGUGCCUGGGCAAAAGUCACUGUGAACAUGAACGGCGACUUCAUGAAUGCAGCUGUCAAAGGAAAGAGAACCUUCGAGCUCCCCCAAAGCGCCGAGGAACUCUACCAGGAGGACUGCGUCCGUCCUGCCGAUGCGAGUGGUUACACGUUGACGGAGACGAACAUGGUGAAAGGAGACAAGUUCGAUGUGGAGGCCACUUGCGCCGAGGUCUACAAGGGCACUGCCAAGGUUGAGCAGUGUGAUGGGGACAAGAAGCCAUACAAGCUCUCUGGAUGUGUGGUGGAGACCUGCACCAAGCCUAGCAACCUCGUGGGCUACGAGCUGACCGAGACGAGCCUCGCGAGGAACGCUUUCCAGGUUGCUGUGGAGUGCUCCUUCGGCUACACCGGUGAGCCUUCCACUUCCGUGUGCCCCAAGGAUGGGGCUGAGUAUAUCCUGGCAGGGUGCGUGCAGACCACCACCACAACGUCGACCACGACCACCAGCACCUCAACGACGACCUCGACCUCCACGUCGACAUCCACGACGACCACCAGCACAACCACGUCCACAAUCACCACCACGACCACGACCAGCACCUCAACGGUCACCAGCACCACUACCACUUCCACCACCACCACGACAACCUCGACGAGCACGGUGACCAGCACCACCACUACCAGCACCACCACGAGCACAACAACCACAAGCACUACCACAACAACUACCAGCACGUCAACCACCACAAUCACGACGACCUCUACCACAACGAGUACCACCACCAUCACUUCAACCACCACUACCACAACGAGCACCACCACCAUCACGUCGACCAGCACAACCACAACCUCCACGACCACCACCACGUCCACCACCACCAUUGUGAAGUACUGUGCGAAGGCCAAAGACUCGACGGGCUAUGUUGUGGCCUUGACGAACCUGGAGAUGCUGGCCUUCGACGUCACCGCCGAGUGUGCGGACGGCUACUAUGGAACCGCCGACGUGAAGGCCUGUGGCCAUGCCGAUGAGCCCAUCUCCCUCAUGGGCUGCCACAAGGUCCUGACUUGCCACAAGCCCAAGGGCCUCCUCGGCUACAAGCUGACGGAGAACAGCGUCUACAUCCACAACUUCGAUGUGGAGGUGAAAUGCUUGAAGGACUUCCAUGGCAAGCCUGAGACCAAGGCCUGUGCGGCCGAUGGACAGGAGUAUGAUGUCUCCGGGUGUGACCCUGACAUGUGCCUGACGCCUGAUGACACCACCGGCUACACCUUGAAGGAGAGCUCCCUCGCGGUGCAUAGCUUCGGAGUCACCACCGAAUGCGCCGACGGCUACAUCGGCACUCCGAAGGUGACUGUCUGCGCGGGCGAUGGCAUCGCGUACGGCGUAACCGGCUGCGAAGAAACGACUACCACUACUUCGACGACCACGACCACGACAAUCACCACAACAAGUACGACUACAACCACGACUACAACAACCACCUCAACCACCACAACCACUUCUACGACAACGAUUACCACAACCACCACUAUCACCACCACGACAACAACCACAAGCACCAUCACAACUACCACGACGACCACCAGCACAAGCACGUCGACCACUACCACCACUUCAACCACGACCAUCACCACAACCACCACUUCGACCACUACCAUCACCACAACCACCAUCACCACCACGUCUACCGUCACCACCACCACUACCACUUCAACUACCACAUCUACCACCACGACCUCCACAACCACAACCACGACCAGCACUAGCACAAGCACGACGACGACUAGUACCAGCACAACCACGUCGACGACCACAACUACCACCUCCACCUCUACGUCAACCAUUACGACGACAACCAUCACCAGUACUACGACCACAACUUCGACGACCACUACAUCCACAACAACCAUCACGUCGACAACCACGACCACCACCAGCACUUCCACCACCACAACAACUACAAGCACGUCUACAAGCACCACCACCACCUCGACCACUACAAUCACCACGACGACCAUCACGACCACGUCGACCAUCACUAGCACCACAACCACCAGCACCACAACGUCGACCACCACGACCACUACCAGCACUUCAACGUCGACCACCACAACCUCCACGACAACCAUCACCACGACCACUAUCACUACCACAUCGACCACUACAUCCACCACAACUACCUCCACGACCACGUCGACUACAACUACCUCGACGACCACCACGACGAGUACCACGACCACCAGCACCACUACCACGACGUCGACGACCACGACCACUACAACGCCGGCAGUCGACAAGUACGGCUCCAUCAUCAUCGAUGGGAAGCUCUUCCACAAGUUCUGGUGGUACGUCAAGGAUACGGAGUGGCCAGAGGGCAAGACGGACGUCUUCGGCGACUGGUACGGCGCCUGCCAGCACCUGGACGCCUUCUGCUUCGGGAAGCUUCCCGAGAUCGACUCGAACGGUUUGGAGUUGCUGGCCGUGGAUGACAUGGACAACCAGCUCCUAUGGACGUUCGACUCCAAGAACGAGGUGUCCAACGCUGUCUUCCAGGCUAUGAGGUACGGCAAGGUCACCCCAAAGACCACUGGCGAUGCAUGGAUGCCUAAGGUCCUCAAGGGAUCGGUGACGACACUCGCCCAGGAUACCGUCAUGUACCGCGAGCAGGAUGGAAUCAAGUCUUUCCUCUUGGAUGAUGAUGGAUGCGAUUGUCAUUCGACACUCUCCAUGGGCCACGCCAUGUGCGUAGACAGCUGCGACGACACCUACGGCAACUGCAAGAUCAAAGGUGGCGUGGACAAGCUCUCGGAUCGCAAGGAGACGGGUACCGCUGGAGCCGGGGCGCAGUGCACAGGACCUGCAGAAGACCAUGGCCUGAUGUUAUACUACUACCACCCCACCGCUCACGUCGACGUGGACUCCGCCAAGGACGCGCAGAAGACCUUUGGUUCCAUCACGGUGGACGGCACGAAGUACGAGAAGUUUUGGUGGUUCUCCAAGGGUGCCGCUUGGCCAACGGGCAAGAAAGACGUCUUGGGCGACAGCUACGGCGACUGCAAGUCCUCGGACGAGGUGUGCUUUCAGAAGCUCCCCGAGGUGGAAGAGAAGGGCUUGCUCCUGCUGGCUGUGGAUGACCAGGGCAAUCAGUUCGAGUGGAAGUUCGACAGCAGCAACCCAGUGGCGCAUGCCGCCUUCAAGGCGUUCAGGUACGGCACCACCACGCAGAAAGAAUCGGGGACCGAAUGGGCGCCCCGUGUGAUCAAGGGAAGCGUGACGAGUAGUGCCCAGGAUACCCUCAUGUAUCGGGAUCAAGAUGGCAUCCGCUCCUUCAUGCUGGACGAUGAUGGAUGCGACUGCCAUUCGACGUUGUCGAUGGGCCACUCGAUGUGCGGCAACGGCUGCAGCGACACCUAUGGCAACUGCGCGAUCACCGGGGGUGUGGACAAGCUCUCUGACACGCAAGUCACUGGUACGGACGGCUCUGGUGCCGCCUGCACAGGACCAGCCACGGACUACGGCCUCACUCUCUACUACCAUGCUCCAUGA
Symbiodinium sp. CCMP2592 is the source of this 4149-nucleotide messenger RNA. NCBI's taxonomy places the organism in Eukaryota, Dinophyceae, Suessiales, Symbiodiniaceae. The record is from the annotation of a GenBank genome assembly.